GGAGAGAGCUUGGUAUGUCGUAGUUACAAGUUAAAAUGAUUAACGCUACAUUAUACCGACUGUACAAGCUACGGAUAUCACGUUUCUCGCAUUUUUUAUCAAGCUUUAUAGCAUGUUAUAAUUGUCAGCGUGGCUUCUAGUAGAGCUGUUGUUAUUCGACUAGCCGUUUGGCUUAACUUGCCGUUAGUUGCUAAAGUCAGUAAGUGUCUGUGUCACUCUGGAAAACUGGUUAGCUUAGCUAGGCUACAACCAGGCAAGUUAGCAACAAAACACCAACUGUAUGCGGUCUAAAAACGCUAACUAACUAGGGAUGGCGGGGGAGAGGAGCGGAGAGGACAUAGUUUCAGAGUACCUGGGCCAGAACCCGCAGCUGGCCCAGUGGGUCGACACUUUAAGAGGCUACUGUGAGAGCAACAAACAGUGGGUUGCUCGGAGAGAGUUCAUCAUGAGAAACAUGGAGGCUUUCCCCACAGUGGAGCCAGGAGUCCCCAGCAGCAGUCUGGACAGGCUGCUCUCUCUGUCCAUGGUAUGGGCCAAUCACGUUUUCCUCGGCUGCAGCUAUCCACAGGCUGUAAUGGACAAGAUCAAGGAGAUGGGUGAGGGUAUAGUUGUCAAAGAUGCCCCAGUUUACAAAACGACGAAAGAUGGAGUCAUGGCCAAAGGAAAGCGAAGUGGCACAGCUGAGGGCGAUGCUGACAGCUGUGUGAAGAGAGCCAAAUGUGGGCCUAAUGAGCUUGACAGUCGACCUGCUGGGAGGACAGCUACGUGGGCUGUGGGUCAGAAAUCAGGACCUCCUCCACAGGCUCCGGCAGAGCACCAGCCCUUCUUCAACCGCCUCUACAAGGCGGUGGCCUGGAAGUUGGUGUCGGCAGGCGGCUUUGGUCCCAACUUGGACCAUUUUGAAAUACUUCGCAGCUGUGUAGAGUCAUGUAAACAGACCCUGGCCUGUGUGUUUGUGCCACUGAAGGACAUUGCAGGCCUCCCCGCAGGUCGCACACAGAAGGAAGGCCACGUGUGUGAGAUUCGCUGUCAGACUGUUUACAUGGGGACAGGAUACGGGCGCGAUGAGUCCGCUGCCAAAGCCAUGGCUUCCAAAGAGGCCCUAAAAGUCUUUCAGGGGCGGAAAGUGACAGUAAAGAUCUGCAGGCGGAGGUACAAAGGGAAAGAUGUGGAGGAUUUGAUGUUGUUGGACGAACAGCCUCGGAGUCAGGGCUUUCCUCCUGCACUUAGCUACCCUUUUCAGGACGAGCAGCUGGCAGAUGCUUCUUCGUAGAGCUGACAAUUUGCGACGUUUGCCGUGCUGUGAUGCCUGUUGGGAGCAUGGACAAGUGACAUUUACUUACUGGAGCUACUGAAGAAAUUCAGACUGUUAUGCAGCUAAAAAUCAUAACUAGACUUGGGAAUCAUUGAGUAACUUAGAGCAUUAAUUAUCACGAUGCGUUUCCCAUAAUACUUUGGUAUCAUAAUACAGGCGACACACUGUUAGACAGAUAUCUGGGAUACAUCACCAAAACAACAAGAAUGAAUCUUAUACUCUGUUGACUACGUUUUCAACCGCGUUCAGUUUUACGUAGUUUUAUAGACCGCAAACAGUGUAACGACAUGCGUGAAGUUGGAGCAUGUGCCAUCCUUUAAAAGUCAACCAACCAUAAACUGGCAAAAAGCUCAACUGUCAGAAGGCAAAACAGUUUGAGUUCAAAUAAAGGAAGGAUAAAAUGCCACCUUAGUAUUGUAGGAGAAUGUAUUGCAUUAUAUUGAUGUGAUUGUUUGUCCCAACAAAAUGAGAAAAAUGUUUUGGCCCUUUGAUCUCAUAUUUGAAGUAGCGUGUAUAUAUUUUUCCCCUUUUGUGCAUUCCUGUCGUGACAGGUUUUGUUCUGGUGAUUUCACCAACUGUAACUGGGUGCUGUCACGCCUACAGCUUGCUUUCUUUUGUCCAUACCAUAGUUGAUAACCUGACUUUGUUGCUUUUUGGUUUGUUUAGAUUCCUACUGUGCAGUUACAAGGGAAACAAAAGUCACAUGGACAAAUCAGUAACAUGUCUUUGAUCUGCCAGGUUACAGAAUUUGGCAGCAGGAUGCAGUCAAACUUUUUCUAAACAUGAUGGACUUGUCUUUAGUGUUCAUACCAGUCGAGAACACAAAAUAGCUGAAUAUGAAGUAUAAAUCCAGACUUUAAUAUUUCAGUUUUUCUGACCAUACGUGUCUGUUGGAUGUCAGAACAUUUCUUGUCUAAUUGUACCCAUUAAUCCUUGCAUUUUAUACUGUAACAGGUUGCAGUUGAAUUCUCUGUUAUUUGGUGGAAUCCAUGUUUAAUUCUCAUUUUCUUACUUUAGAAAAAUGUAACUUAAGUAUUAAAAGUUUUUAAGUUCACAUAAACUACUCAAACAUUGUUGUUAUGAUGUUGACCCAAGGUGUUUAACAAGAAAACUGGUUCAGUUCAGCAGUAAUCUGCUAAGCAGUGAUUUUAAAAAAUGACUUCACACACUGAGUUUCUGCAAUCAAAGUAAUGUUUCAAAGAAUUGACUGAAGUUUGGAUUUUUUUUUCUCCGGUAUACAGUAUGUUCAAGGAGAAGUUGAGGUGUACUUAACAGUUUUCAGCUUUCGCAUUCUUCUCAAAUACUUGACCAACUACAUUACCCAUUAAACUGUACACAGAAGUACUAAAGGCUACUGCUUUUAUUUUAUUUCAUUCAAGUUCACUGAUUUAAAAAAACCACUGCGACCCACACUAUGUUGAAAAUAUUGUGUCAUAAUUAAGAAAAUUCCAUUGAACACAGUUGGAUACAGUGUGUACAGUCAUGAUGUGUUUGAGGGUAAAGUGCUGCUGUGACGUGUGAUUUGUGUUUCUUUUUUUCCAGUCUGGGUUGAAGGUGAACAGGGUUGCAUUGAAGUGUGAAUAUCCACACUGUUCCAUGUUACUGUAUGUUUACACCGGUGGUUUCUAUAUAUUUUUUAAAUAAACAUAAUUUAACCGA
Siniperca chuatsi (mandarin fish) is the source of this 2974-nucleotide messenger RNA. Its product is annotated as CDKN2A interacting protein. The transcript has 4 exons. Lineage: Eukaryota; Metazoa; Chordata; Actinopteri; Centrarchiformes; Sinipercidae. The record is from RefSeq and is a predicted model, not a curated record. The coding region runs from base 311 to 1273 and encodes 320 amino acids. Gene Ontology annotation, cellular component: nucleoplasm; nucleolus.